Molecule: messenger RNA, 3449 nt
Organism: Paramuricea clavata
Lineage: Eukaryota; Metazoa; Cnidaria; Anthozoa; Malacalcyonacea; Plexauridae
Source: the annotation of a GenBank genome assembly
GCCAGAUUCCACCAAGUAUUUCAUGGAAAGACUGAGUGAGAUCAAACAUGAGGUAAGUGAUUGAUUGAUUUUGAACACCAUAUACCAUACCAAUGCCAUACCAAAGAAACCAGAUAACACCAUACCAUACAACACCAUACCAUACGAAAACACAUCACACCAUACCAAUACCAUCAUAGGAAACCACAUAACACCAUAGCCUAUAGUAUACCAUACUAUACCAUACCACGCAACAUCAUAACAUGAAUGCCAUACCAUACUAUGUCACACCAUACUGUACCAUACUAUACCAUACCAUACCCCAUACCAUACCAUACCAUACCAUACCUUAGCAUAACAUACCAUGCCAUACCACACCAUACCAAACCAUGCCAUACCAUACCAUACUACAACAUACCAUGUCAUACUGUACCAUACCACACCAUACUAUGCCAUACCAUACCAUACCAUACCAUACCAUACCAUACCAUAGAGCUGCGCAAACUCCGGUUAUUUUAGCUCCGGCUCCGGCAGUCAAAACUCCGGCUCCGGGUCCGGCAAGAAAUUUUUAAGGAAAUUCCAUAUUUAAAAGUGGAAGCAGGCGAAAGUAUUUCAGUGUAAUUUCAGAAUUUAUCUUUUUUUAAAACCUUUUUAAAACACUAUUAAUAGUAAACCACAUAGUAAUAUAUAGUAAAACAACAUAUAAAUAGUAAUAUAUUAGUAAACAACAACUUAAUUUUCCCAUUUAAUGCCAAAUGUUUGUUGAAAUAUGAAAUAAUUUUUCCUAAUUUUGUCUGCCGGAGUUUUUGCCGGAGUUUUCCAACUCCGGCUCCGGCAAAAUAUGCCGGAGCUCCGGGUCCGGCUCCAGCAAUCCGGCGCCCAGCUCUACCAUACCAUACCAUACCAUACCUUAGCAAUAGCAUAACAUACCAUGCCAUACCAUACCAUACCAUACCAUACCAUACCAUACCAAACCAUGCCAUACCAUGCAUACUACAACACACCAUGUCAUACUGUACCAUACCACACCAUACUAUGCCAUACUGUACCAUACCAUACCAUACCAUACCAUACCAUACCAUACCAUGAAACUAACACGUCAUUUUCCCUAGGACUACCUUCCGACAAAAGAAGACGUGUUACGCUCGCGAAAAAUCUCGCGUGGGAUCACAGAAUACCACACAGAAGUAUCCCGAGUCCCUUUCAUGUUUGUGGAUGUGGGUGGGCAGCGGCAUUACCGUCAAAAAUGGGUAGUAUGUUUCGAUGACGUCACCACCGUGCUUUUUUUCGUUUCCGCAAGCGAAUACGACGAGGUUUUGGCGGAAGAUCGACAAACAAAUCGCCUCCAAGAGUCCCUGGAACUUUUCGGCGAUAUUGUGAACAGUCUUACAUUUGCUAGCACGCACGUGAUAUUGUUCUUCAACAAAACUGACCAAUUACAGACUAAGAUUCAUCACUCGAACAUUAAGCUUUAUUUUCCAUCGUUCAGAGGUGAUCCACGGAACGAGUCGGACGUAAAGCGAUUUCUUUACACCAUGUUCGAACGCAAACGAAUGGACCAGUCGAAAACACUUUUUCAUCAUUUUACCACGGCCAUCGACACGAGUAAUAUAAAGUUUGUUUUUGAGGCUUGCAAACAGAUAAUUUUGCAGUCGAAUUUGGAUAAUGUUUUACUGUGAGGAACGAUAACUCGAAUAGGGUAUAAUUUAUUGUAUGUUAUGGGGCAAUUAAGGCACUUCUAUUGUUUUCGAUGCUAUGAAACCGAAUCGAUCUUGUUGCAGUCAAAUUUGGAAAAAAGUAUUAUCAUUUAUGCAUUAUGCAAACAAAAUUCACAAUGAGUUUAAUGCUAUUAGACUGGGCCUCGCCUCCCAGUGCUGGGUCUCAUAGGCUUAAAGAAGACGUGAGCGCAAAAUGUUAUGCUUGUGUGUUACAAUCCAUAAGUAGGCCAAUAAUGUUGUAAUUUUGCAUGACAAGCCCAGUACAAUUGAAAACUUGUUUGAUCAAUGAUGACACUGCAUGAGACGCGCCUUAUUGUAAGAUAUUGAGAUUGACGCGCCUUAUUCUAAGGUAUAAUAUAUUUUAUUAUAUACACAAGGUCAGGAUAUGAAGUAUUCUGCAAUCUGAUUGGUUCUCUACUAGCAGGAUAUUAGCUCAUAUCCUGCUAGUAGAGAAAAACAAAAUGGCGGCUCAAACUGAAUUUCCGACGUUUUGCGAACGAGAAAACGGCAAGUUGUUCACUUUUUAUAGCCUUCACAGGAUUAAAAACACAAUGAAAAAACUCCCACAAAUUGUUUACAGGUUAGCAAAUGAAUUUUUAAAAUUUAAAAUGGUUAAGGUGGCUCGAUACAGUUUUCAAAAAUUCAGGUGUUUAACAUUUUGACAUGUUCAAACUACGCAUUUUUAGGAUUUAUUCAGCAGAUAUUGGAGUUUUUAUAUAUUUUGAUAACUCUACUUUCAAAUUUUAUUAGUUUUAGUAACAGAUAGUUCGUUGCUAUGACGACAUACGUGUACGAAAUUCACUCCAAAAUGGUCUAUCGCCUCGUAUAGUUGGAAAAGAAGCACGGUGACCCCCAAUUUUUUUUCGUGCAUUAUUUUACUUGGACGAAAAGCUAACAAUUAACAAAAUAUAAAAAAAUUCUGUAAUGCCAUUUUUUGGGAAAAUGCGAAAAUGUCAUAUUCUUCGGGAAAUUUUUUUUGGCAUUACAGAAUUUUUUUAUUUUUUGUAUAACGAAAGUUUUUAGCGGUGCAAUGCAGCAUGCAAAAUUUGAACAUAGGUCACCAGACAAAAUAAAGAGAUAUAGCGCAUUGUUUUUCUAAAAUGGAAAAUUCUAAUGACGUCAGCAAUUGAUAUAAAACGCUAUAGAACACGCGCAAUGGCGUGAUAUGGCGCGAGCAACUGCUCACGUCAGGUCGUUUUGGAAGUUCUUUCAUUUUGUUAAUCAGUUUCCGCGACUUGCGCGUAAAAAUGGUCACCCGGUUUUGAGUUCGCGAUUCUUGAGCAGGGUUCUUGUGAUAACUAUAACGAGCCACCUUAAAAAUAUAUAUUUUUGAAAAAUUAAUCGGCUGAAAGAGCGAAGAUAAAAACAUAUAAACAAAAAUCAAAAUAGAAAUAUAUUGAAAAUAUCCGAAAAGCAAAGUCUGUGAAUUCAGACCUUGUGUAUAUAAUAAAACAGUUAUUCCACUCACUCUCGUCGAAUAUGAGCUCAGCUCAUAUUCAACUCGAGUUCGUAGAAUAACUGUUAAGUAUAUAGCUUCAAUAUUUCAAGCUUGAAUUAUCGCCAUAUUUGUAUAUUGUAUAUUAUUUUAUCAUUGUGAUCAUAUGUUGUAGUCAGUUCUCGAAACCCAUGCCCAUAGUUUUCGAGAUUUUCCACGCACACAGAAUACACACACGCCAUUACUUACGGUUUGACGUUCAUCUGUACCUGCAAAAACUGUCUGCAUCUUGUCUUCAACAUGGCGUCUCAGGUGAG